AUGCCCCCACACGCAAACGUUUUGAAUCGAACGGAAAUGACAUGUGUAGGUAACCUCGAUGAAAACAUGCAGGUACAGGGUGAUGACUCACGUCCCGCUCGGGACAAGGCAAAGGAAAAUUUUGCACAGAAGGCAGCUCGCAAGGCAUUAGAGCGUCAAGAGAAGGACAGACGUAGUAAACAUAGAAGAUUGAAUCGAUAG
Ostreococcus tauri is the source of this 201-nucleotide messenger RNA. RefSeq names its product unnamed product. NCBI's taxonomy places the organism in Eukaryota, Viridiplantae, Chlorophyta, Mamiellophyceae, Mamiellales, Bathycoccaceae. The transcript has a single exon. The record is from RefSeq and is a predicted model, not a curated record. Bases 1 to 201 code for a protein of 66 amino acids.